AUGAUUCUUUUGGCGAUCACAUGCCUGCUGCAGGAGGUCAUGGCAACUACAGGUGUAGCCCCGGACCCCUGUGUUGCCUACAUCAGCCUGAAUGAGCCCUGGAGGAACACCGAAUACCAUCUGAACCAGUCGUCCGGCGUGCCGCAGUGUGACAGCCACGUGUCAGGCGAGUGGUACCGCUUCACAGGCAUGGCCGGAGACGCCAUGCCCACUUUCUGCAUCCUGGAGAAUCACUGUGGCACUCACGCCCCCGUUUGGCUCAACGGCAGCCACCCCCAGCUCCACGAGGGCAUCACCAGCCUCCCCGUGUGCGCCAGCUUCAACAACAACUGCUGCCAGUGGAGCUCCAGGGUGGACGUCAAGGCCUGUCCCGGGGGAUACUUUGUAUACCGACUGCCCAGACCCUCAGUCUGCUUCCAUGUCUACUGUGGCCAUUUCUAUGAUAUCUGUGACGAGGUGGACUGUGCUGGCCGCAGAUGUCCAGAGGCAGAGUGUCGCUGUGCUCCAGGAACUGUGCUGGGACCGGACAGACAAACCUGCCUGGAUGUGAAUGAAUGUGAUAAAGCCAACGGUGGCUGCGCGGAGGUGUGUGUGAACACCAAGGGGUCCAGGCGCUGCGAAUGUGGCCAUGGCCGCGUGCUGGAUGAAGAUGGACUCAACUGCAGAGCGAUAGAGGGCUGUCACGUUAACAAUGGAGGCUGCAGCCACGGCUGCUCCUCUCUCCUGGGCACAUAUCAGUGUCACUGCCCCCGGGGGCUGGAGCUGGGAGAAGAUGGACGCACGUGCCAGGUGCCGGUCCUGUGUGACUCCAGCUCCAUCACAGUAUCGGUUCCGAAGGACCUGGUCGGAGGGCUGGAGCUCUUCCUGUCCAACUCGUCUUGUCGAGGCGUCUCCAACGGCACACACAUCAACCUCAACUUCAGCCUCAAGACCUGCGGCACGGUGGUGGAGGUGACAGAAAACAAGAUUGUGGGGACCAACCUGGUGACCGGCCUCCCCCGGAGCAGUCCAGGCAGCAGCAGGGACUUCAUCGUCCGCACCAGCAAGUUGGUUCUGCCUGUCACCUGCGAGUUCCCCCGGGAGUACAACGUGUCCGACGGAUACCAGGCCAGUCUGCGCAGCUCGGCCCUGGAGCUGGCCGGCCACAGCGAGGGAGUCUUUCGCUUCUCGCUGGAACUCUUCAGGAGCGCCGAGUUCUCGGAGCCGUACAGCACUCCUCCACAGCUCCGCCUGCACGAUUCGCUGUUCUUCGGGGUGGAGCCCCAGGAGAGGGUGGAGGGCCUUUCCACGCUGGUGGAGUGCUGCUUCGCUACACCCGGACCCAAAGCAGACCAACCUCUCAAGUAUUACCUCAUUAAAGAUGGAUGCAUUUCUGAUGAAACAGUGACACAGUACUCAUCAAAGGACCAGCUCUCCAAGCACUACCAGGUUCCUGUCUUCAAGUUCAUUGGCAAGGACAACCGACAAGUGUUCCUGCACUGCCAGGUGUUAGUAUGCAGGGCGGGAGACUCCCGCUGCGCUCAGCAGUGCCGGGGACGCGUCCGAAGGGCGGCCCGGGCGAGUGACCCCCGGGAGCAGCAGACCCUGAGCGCAGGCCCAGUCUUCAUCCUGCCGUAGUCGCAUUAUUAACAUAAAGCCAACAGCGCAACCAUUGAGAAAAUCACCAAGGAGCACAUGCCAUCAGCACAAGUCACAAUCAUUAAAGUGGCAUUCCCAUUUAGUUUAUCUGAGUUUAUUUGGCAUCCAAAACACCAAAUUAAUGUAGGAAAACACUCCAUUGCAACGCCCCUUUCAGGUCUCACAUAUACACAAAAACAUGGAAAAUGUACAGAAUAUACUUGGGUUUUUUUUUUGGUUUUUUUUUACAUCUCGCUCAUGAUAACUUGACUCCUGGUUAACACAUCCGAGUGUCUGUAUCUUUUCCCACAACUGCCUUGUAGCACAACUCACUGACAUUAAAGUGAAUGACAUUUCUAUUAGAAGCCAUUCACGAAGGCCACAGCUCAUUUGUAACAUCUGGAGCAUGAGAACUGUUUUUCUAGGUCACACGUUCAGGCAUUUCUCAGGCUUCAUCACAGCUUAGAGAUUUACUGGAUUUCUGACAGUGGUUUAUAUUUCACACUAUCUACACUUGAAAAAUACAUGGAAACCAUCCACGGAUGCAUCGCGGCUCAUUUUCUGGGUGUAAUCGAUGGUCUGGGAGCCUUGUCACUUAUUAGAGCGUGGUGAGAAACAGAUAUCAGUAUGCCGCGCCUGGAAAUUAUGUGCACACUUCAUCACUCUGACAAUUAAUCUGGAGUUAAUCGUGUCAGCCGAACUGCAAUUUGUUAUGCAUUUACUCAUGAAAACAACAAAUAACUGGCAAAUAACUUACAUCAAACAUUAACAUAGCGACUGUAAUAAGCGUUCAAUUUACUCAACGUUUGUGCAGACUCACUCGACAAAUCUAAGGUAGCAGCACACAACAGGCCUUAUGAGCGAACAUUGGUAAUUAUCUUGUGUCUUCCCUUUCAGAGGAAAUGAAUGCAUCUACAAUAUCCUUCACUUAUCCUUAUCAGGCGCUUUGGAGUGAUGAAGUAAUUUAUGCUAAUAUGGAGUCAUAGAAGCCUAAAAGUAGCCUGAAAUGAGGAAAAUGGAGAGUUUAAUAUGCAUGAGCCGUUAAUUGAGUUUCUGAAAGUUACAGCCAGACAAGUAAGAUCUGUCAGCAUCGCCGAUGAAUAAAUCUGUGUCAACUG
This is a messenger RNA of Salarias fasciatus (jewelled blenny), 2735 nucleotides long. RefSeq names its product oncoprotein induced transcript 3 (gene oit3). Gene Ontology annotation, molecular function: calcium ion binding. The transcript is spliced from 9 exons. The record is from RefSeq and is a predicted model, not a curated record. Bases 1 to 1617 code for a protein of 538 amino acids. NCBI's taxonomy places the organism in Eukaryota, Metazoa, Chordata, Actinopteri, Blenniiformes, Blenniidae.